AUGGAUCCUAUCAAUUUUAUACUUAAUACAUCUGCAAACUUCUUUAAUUUAUCACAAUCCACUGACGAUUCUUAUGUAAGAGACUUUCUGGAAAAUGACAGUCAGCGGGUUCUUUCGGCAUCGCUCAACGACACAAGGAAGUCCAUACAAUUUCAAAAUAAGAUACCUAAUGAGUAUCAGAAUAUCCUACUUUUCUAUAAGACUUCGCAAAAGCGGGACGUGAAUGCAAAUUCUUUUGGACAGAAAUCGGAUCUUGGCAUGCUGACCUUGGAAGGUGGAAUUGUAAAAUCGAUUUAUAACUCAUUAUCGUCCAUUUUUGUGCCGAGUGCAAUUAACAAGAACGAAUGCUCCAGCGAUAUAAUAAAUCUCAUAGAAAACCUUCAAACCAACUUAAGUGUAUCCCUUGGAGUAGCUGAAACAGGCAUAACAUCAAUUAAAGAUGAAAUCCAAUUUUGGCGACAAAAAGCUACAAACUCAACAACAAAAUCUGAUAAAGAUGCAGCAAGAAUAUUUGCAGAAGAGCUUAACAAUCUCAGCAAGGUCAUUGAGGACUUCACAAGCCUCAAAUCAAUCCAAAAAUUAGACAACUUAGAAGAUUUGAUGGAUAGAGUUCAGUACAUUCUUGAUGAGUUAUGGAGAGUCCCAAAUUUCCAAUAUCCACAAAAUCGAAUGAUAUCGGUCAUUGACGUUUUAUCGUCUAUGAUUGUAUCUUGUUGUAUUGAUGACAUGAUGAAUCAGCAAGACGACAUUUGGAGCACAAAUUCAAUGAACUUGAAUGAGUUGAUUAGUCACGUUAUGGACAUCAUGAAUAAUUGGAUUCAAAUCUGUGACUCGCUCACGAGAUUAUUUUGGACAAAUUGCGACCAACAUCCAUGGAUUGGACAGUCUUAUAUACCGAGUUUAAUAACAAGAUUUAAAAUCCGUGUUGAAGAAAUUUUGGACAUAAAACAAAUCCACAAGCAAAUUUCGAUAUUAAGUUCUGAAGAUGAAAGUGUGGAUUUUAAGUCAAGGGAUUAUUUCUACAGUUUUAGGGACAUCAACAUCUUCGACACAACACCAAUUGGCGAUAAAUAUUGGAACAACGCGAAAACUAAGUUCGAGCAGUCACUGUCAGCUAUUGAUGAGAAAAUAGCAGCAAAUAUCAAGUUUUCUAUCCAAAAUGCAAUCAACAACCCACGUCAAGUGAUUUACAUCUUCUCGAGAUAUGAGAACAUCCUCAAGAGACAAAAAAUCAAGGAUGCAUUGAGAAUUGAAUGCGACCAUCUACACCAAGCUGUAAUGGUCUUUAUGAAGCAAUUAAAUGAAGCACUUGGUGAUAAAAGUAGUCAUGCUGAUGAUGACGAUGAUGUCUCUCAGCUUGUCAGUGAAAUAAAAUGGCUGAAAAUUAUUGAAUAUCAAGUUCAACAAAUUAAUCAGAUCUGCCAAAAUGUGCUUAAUGACCGUGAAGAUUUUGAAGAGUUAAAAAAGAAAGUCAGCGAUUUUCAAGGUGAACUUGAACAAAGUUUAAAGCACAACUACAAUGAAUGGUGCGAACAGUCAAUGUCCUCGGUUGUCAGUGGGGAACUUGUAUUGAAAGACAAUGAACCUGUUGUAAAGUUUGAAAAAGCUGAUAGGCAAUUAAUGACUGUAACUUAUAAUCCAAAAUUGUUAACAUUUUGUCAGGAUUUGAGGCAUCUUAAGAAUUUUGGGUUCCAUACAAUCCCUAAUGACCUCAUCAAGUACGGAACCAUUGGUAGAAAGUAUGUGAAGUAUGCAAGGAAUCUUCAGCAGAUUGCAAAUUUCCACAACACGAUUGGUGAUCGAAUAAUUCCAUGUCAACGACCUAUCAUGCUGAAAAAUGCAAUGGAACUGUCGAAUUUAGUCAAAAGUCAAUCAGUUUCAUGGAAUAAUGAAGAGUCUGUCAAGAAGUACAUCAUGGUUCUACAAGAAGCAAUAAAUCAGCUGUCAAAGGAUAAUAAUUUGCUGUCUGGAUAUCAUGAGAAUAUGAAGAAAUCUAUCAUCAAAUUGAUGAGCACAGACCUCCUCAAACAAUCCAAUGUCUGGAAAUCAGAGCUCAAAACGCUUCGUGACUCAAUAGCAACUCUCGAAAGAAAAGGCUUCACUAAUUUAAACCUUUUCAGACUUCAUUGGGAUUAUCAACUAUAUAAAGCUCUAGAAUAUCAGCUAAUCCUAUUUCUUAUCGACAGCAAAGAAAAACUUCCAGACAUCAACAUCGAUUUAGUAUUUAGGAAUCAACAGCUUCAAUUUCGUCCCACACUCGAGGAAAUCCGCCACGAAUAUUAUUCACAGAUACGAAAAUAUGUGGAAAUGCCACUCCAUUUUCAUGGAUUCUCCGACAAUAGUAAUAAAUUAUUUCGUGUAAUGGUCGAGAGGAAUAGAUCGAGAUUUAAAUCACUUUACGAUAAAGCUGAGAGGAAUUUUCAUCGGUUGUGUGAAUUUAGAGAUUUAUGGCUGCCUUGGGUAUCGCUUGGAUGUGUUAAUCUUGAGAAUUUAUGUCAAGUUCAUUUGUCGAGUUGGGAGCAUUGGGAUAGGAAUUUCAAGUCGUGCAAGAAUUUUAGUCAAAAGAUUGCAAAGAUACAGAAAUCCGAAGAAAGAAUCGACUGCUUUGUUGUCAAUGUAGCUCCCGUCCGUUCCCACAUCGAAUUCAUAGCCAGAAGCUUCUGGGAAACAUUGUCAGUCAGCUUAAGGUCAUCAAUUCUAGAAGACAACUCAAUCCUUCAUGAAUACAUCACAACAGCUCUAAAUGUUUUACAGCACAUUCCAAAUGAUGACAAUGGAAUCAUAACAGCAAGCUUUAAGUACGAAAAAAUCGUUCAAGACCUCCCAAGAAUGACAGAACUACUUAAAAAUGUCCAAAGCAAGAACACAUGUCUCAUUGGAUGGUGUAAAGAAAGUGUUGGCUCACUUGAUUCACUUCUUGUCCAAUGGGAGAAGUUAUUGCCGUUAAUUGACAACCAUCAGCUGCUGCUACAAGGACAGCUUGAAGUUAUUAAAGAGAAUUUACUGUCAAAAAUUAAUGGAUUGAAUGGCGAUGCUGAAAAGUUUUUGAUUAAAUGGGAAGACACGUUGAAGGAUUUGGAAUCGAAUGCUGAUGUUGAUUUUGAGAUUUUUAAGGACAGGAAGUUACAAUGGUUAGAGUUUCUGGAUAAAAGGGAUAUGCUUAUUGCUGAAUGCGAAAAAUUCAAUGCAACAUUCACAAAAGAUCUCAACGAUAAGUUUCAAAAAAUUGAAGAUGACAUCAAGCGUCAUGGCGAGCAAUGGACAUUGUUUGAAGACUUUCUAAAUGACUAUGACAAAAUAGAACAAGAAGAAUGGUCAAUUUAUAGACGAAAACCUUACGUAUUUGCUGAUUUCCUUACUAAAUGGGAAAAUAAAACCAAUAACAUGAUUACAGUUCCAGCAAUGAGAAUUAAGAAGCAGAUUGAGAAGUUUAGGACAAUAAUGCCGACUUUGACGAUGUUGCAGUCAGAUUCACUUGGUGAUAAGCACUGGGCGAGUAUAUUUAAUAUUAUUGGACUGCCACCAAAAUCUUAUCAUGACAUAAAAUUGCAUGAUGUCCUCAAAUAUGCACCAGCACUAGCUGAAAACACAAAUGAUGUUAAAACUGUUGUGCAUCAAGCAUAUUCAGAGCAAAUUGUAAGGCAAGCAAUUACUGAAUUAGAGCAGUGGGGAGUUGUGGCUAAUUUAAAGCUAUUUACACAUUUAGACAGUCGGAAUGAGUCAAUAAUGCUGAUUAAAGAGUUUCAAGAAGCACUUAAUAAAAUCGGAGACAAUCAGUGCUUGCUACAAUCCGCAAAAAAUACAGUAGCAAUUGACAGUUUUAUGGACCAAAUAGAAUUAUGGGAGAACAAAUUGAAUCUUAUAAGCUACAUCCUCAACAACCUCUGUCAAAUUCAGAAGAAAUGGAUUUAUUUAGAGCCAAUUUUUGCGAAUGGAACAUUAAGAAGUGGAGACACGUCAUUUAAUCGGAUUGACAAGGAUUUUCGGUACAUUAUGAGAGACAUUUCCAGCAAUCCAAAGGUCAUAUCACUUGUGAAAAUUAAUAACAUCCAAAUGAUAAUUGAGUCAUUGCUGAAUCAGCUUCAGCAUUGCCAAAAUACUUUGACAACUUACAUGACAUCAAAACGAGAUUCAUUUCCUAGAUUUUAUUUCCUUAGUGAUGAUGACUUGUUGGAGAUAUUAGGGCAAGCCAGUAAGGAAAAUAUCAUACAGAAGCAUAUUAAUAAGCUAUUCCCAGGAAUCUACAAGCUUGACUUAAUCCUGGAAGAUAAAAAUACAAAAAUCAAGAGCAUUAAGACAUCCGAAGGUGAUAAUGUCCAACUUUCAAGUAUAAUCUCAACCACAGAUUCCGUUGAGACAUGGUUGACAAAACUAGACACAGAAAUUAAGACAACUUUAAAGCAACAAAUCAGAAUUUGCUAUCAAACCAACGACAUGAGUUUAGAGACAAUUGAAAAAUUCCCAAUGCAAGUCUUAUGCCUCGUUAACUCAAUUAACUUUACGUCCAAACUUGAAAAGUCAAUUAUGGGUAUGAGCCUCAAUGCAACUCUAAACUCCCUCAAAAUUGACAUCAGCAACUUUUCAAUUAUGCUGCAAAAUUCCUCAAAUUCAUUAACUCAAUUAAAAAUCCGAUCAUUGCUGUUUGACUUGGUCUAUCACGUGACAACUGUUGAAUAUCUUAUAAGACACAAUGUAACAAACUUAAAUGAUUGGCAUUGGCUGCAACAAAUUAAAUUUUAUUACAACACAAGAAAUGAAGUUGUGUCCAUAAAAGUUGUGAAUGCUGAGUUUGAAUAUUCUUAUGAGUAUCUUGGAAAUUACAAUAAACUUGUUUACACGUCGCUGACUCACAACUGCUACUUGACACUGACUCAAGCGAUGUAUUUAGGACUUGGAGGUAAUCCAUUCGGACCAGCUGGAACAGGAAAAACUGAAUGUGUUAAGUCACUCGGUGCAAUGAUGGGACGAAUGGUGCUCGUCUUUAAUUGCAAUGAGAAUAUCGAUACAUCAGCUAUGGCAUUGAUAUUGACUGGAAUUUCAAGAUGUGGAGCUUGGGCUUGUUUUGAUGAGUUUAAUAGGUUGCAAGAGGAAACAUUGUCGGCUAUAGCUAUGCUUAUUCAGCCGUUGCAGAUUGCGUUGAAGGAGAAGCAAGAAGUUGUGCAUAUGUUGGACAAGAAUAUCCCCCUGAACCGCCACUCAUGCAUAUUUGUAACACUAAAUCCAGCUGAUGAAGACUAUGGAGGCAGAAAUCAAUUGCCAUCUAAUUUGCAAGCAUUGUUCCGACCAAUUGUGAUGCAGCAACCAGAACCAAAAGAGAUUGCUAAAGUUAUGCUGUUCAUUGAAGGAUUUAAGUUUGCUGAGGAAAUUGGAAAGCGGAUUGUUGAGUUGUUUGACUUGUCAAACAAACUCUUAUCACCUCAACGUCACUACGACUGGGGUCUUCGAGAACUCAAAACCGUCCUUAGUGCUUGUGGAAAAGCUCUAUCCACAGCUCUUACUUCUCAGCAAGAUCUAAAAAUAAAAGAUGAGAUGGAAAUUGUCGUUCAGUCUCUUAAACCAAACGUGAUGUCAAAAUUGACAAGAAAUGAUUGCAAACGAUUUGAAAUGUUGCUAGAAGAUGUUUUUCCACAGCUGAAUAUAUCAGGUGAUGCACAUGAAGAGUUUAAAGUAAAAAUAGAGGAGACAUUCCAAGUGAUGGGACUGUCUAGAAAUGAGAGACAAAUUGAUAAAUGUAUUGAGCUUUAUGAGCAAUUAAGGAAGAGAAUUGGUGUUGCUGUGUAUGGUCCACCAAGUUCUGGCAAAAGUACAGUCAUAUCUGUCCUUAAAACAGUUCUUAUGUCGAUGCAUAAAACCAUAAGAACUUAUAUAAUCUCCCCAAAAUCUAUGGAACGUUCACAACUUCUCGGUAAGCUUGAUAUCAACACAAGACAAUGGUACGAUGGUGUCUUAACUCAAACUGCAAUAGCAGUCAACAGUGAACCACUUGAUGUAACAUCAUGGAUCAUUUGUGACGGUGAUGUCGAUCCUGAAUGGAUUGAAGCUUUAAAUUCAGUGUUGGAUGACAAUAAGCUUCUCACAUUGCCAUCUGGCUGGAGAAUUCAGUUUGGCAGCAACGUAAAUUUCAUUUUUGAGACGCAUGACUUGGUCAAUGCAUCUCCUGCGACUAUUUCUCGCAUGGGAAUCGUUAAAUUUAGUCCUGAAGAUUUGCCACCCAUGUCAAUUGUUGAUUCAUGGACAUUAAAGCAUCAGAAUAAUGACACGAUGAAAUUGAUGGUUGAGAAGUAUUUUGAGAAUGUGCUGAGUAAUUUUGAGGAUGUGUCUAGACUGUCUCCUCUAUUCCCAAGAAUAUCGAUAGUCCGAAACAUCCUUAAUGUUAUGCCUAAUGUAGAUUCACAAGAUGAAUUUGUUGUUGAAUUAAUAAAGUCACUAAAUGCAAUGGUUGAUCCAAAAGACAGAAAUAAGUUCUCAAAUACGAUUCUGGAUCAAUAUAACGUUUACACAAGCAAUCCAAAUCAAGCUGAGUAUCUCUACUUUAAUAAAUUCCGUAACAUCGUCGACACAUACUCAUCUGACGACAUAUCAAGUGUAUCAAGCAACAACAAUAACCAAGAAUAUGCCACAACUCUUUUUAAAACAGCAUCUGUUAAAUCCUCAUGUGAUUUAUUGAGGAACAUUCUCAAAAAUCUCGAUAAGCCAUCAUUCAUCCUGUCAGGACCAAGUGGAAAUGGCAAGAGUUUAAUGAUAAAUUCUAUUGUCGCUGAAUUUUCGGGUUAUCAAUUAGUCACGAUCAAUUGCAGUGCACAGCUGAAUGCCAAUCAAGUUUUACAAAUUUUGAAACAAAAUUGUCUGGUUAUAUCCGGAAUUCGUGGAAAGGAAUAUAAGCCAAAGCAAUCGAGGUUGAUUCUAUUCAUGAAAAACAUUGAUUUAUGUCCGAUUGAUUCAUGGGGAACGAGUGAGGUCAUUGAACUUUUGCUGCAAAUUAUUAAUAGAAGUGGAUUUUAUUCUGAGAAUUUGGAAUGGAUUAGCAUCAGUGGACUACAGGUUUGUGGGACUUUGAUGGACAUAACGAAGCAGAAUUUGUCAACUAGAUUCUUAUCCAAAUGCAAUAUAAUUUUGACUAAUUAUCCGAAUGAACACGACAUGCAGAACAUCAUCACGAACUUUUUAAGCUUUAUAUACAGCAAGUUUAAAAUUUCUAUGAAAAAAGAGCAAAUGUGUGAAGUCAUGCUGGAGAUUUACAAGGAAAUUAAAAUAAAUUUUACAGCAGACUUGAGCAAUCACUACAAAUUUACACCCAAAAUGAUAGAGGAAUGGGUCAUUGGACUUACGCAUUAUCCAAAUGACAAUAACUUUUAUUAUGGUUUUUUUUAUGAACUGUCAAAGAUUUUUGGCGAUCGACUGAUGACUAUUGAACAUGAAAUGAUAUUCAGUGAUAUAAUCAUGCACAACUUGAAGUACUUCAACAUCAAAUACGACGCAAAUGAGACAUUUUUCAUCCAGAACUCAGCAGCCUCUUCGCAGUUACAAAUGAUUGAUGCUAAAAAUUGGAAGGAAAUGAUCGAGAAAAAUUUACCAAUUUGUAAUUCUGAAGCUGCAAUUAUUGACUUGCCUGUGACUAAUGAGCUGAUGAAGUCAGUUGCUUCUAUGGUUCGAGCAUUAAGUCGUCCGGGAACCAACAUUUGUCUUGCUGGAAAAUUAGGAUCUGGAAGAUUCGAGUCAACUGUUCUUGCUUGCACUUUGCUGAAUGUCAAGAUGUUCUAUCCACAAGUCACUAAGAAUUAUUCAUUAAAUGAGUUUGUCAAUGAUUUAAGACUUGUCAUGCAAACUUGUGGACUUGAAAAUGAAGUUGCUGUUUUUUACAUCGACCAAGUUUGGAUCAGCUAUUUCCCAGAUCUUUUGAAGUCUUGUGAAGCUAUUUUGGAGGACAGCUUCUUUGCAAAUGAGAAUUUGUUUGGAGAAGAUUUAGAGACAGUCGCUAAUUCAUUGAAGGGAGCAGCUCAACUUGAGGGAUAUCAGGAUAGUUUGGUGUCAUUCUUUUUGAAUCGUGUGAAAAAGAACCUCCACUUAGUCGUCUCUCUAGAAACCACAACAUCAUCAUUCCAAGAAAUUCUCAAAACCUUCAAAUCGCUCUACACAAAAACAGAAUUCAUAUGGCUGCAGGACAUUUCAGUUCACACGAAGCUAAUCAUUUGUGAAAGUGUAAUAAGGUUGAUGAAAAAUGACUCAAACUUAACCAGCAAUGCUGAAUUGUCUACAAAAUAUUAUGAGAAUGUCAUUAAUGAAUGUGGAUUGUGGAUAGACUCACCGAAAAGAUCAAUACAGCUUAUUAAGAGUUAUUACUUGAUCCAUAUGCAGACUGAGAAGAAGAAAAUGAGCAGCAAGACGAAACUCGAGUUGGGCAUCCAAAAAUUAUCUGAUGCUUAUAAGUAUGUUGCAAAAUUAAAGGAUGAUGCUAAGGAGAAAGAAAAAGCAUUAGCUGAAAAACGACAGCUAGCAAAUCAAGCACUUGAAAUGAUAUCCACAACCAUGAAAAGCGCAAAUGACCAAAAAACGGACAUGCUAAAACUGAAAUCAAAAACUGAAGAAAAUGGAGAAAUUUUAAAGCAAAGAAAAGUUGAAAUUGAGAAGGAACUAAGUCUUGUUGAGCCUUUGCUGAAAGAAGCUAGUGCUGCAGUUGGUCAGAUCAAGACAGAAGCACUGUCAGAGAUUCGAUCACUUCGAGCACCUCCAGAAACUAUUCGAGACAUUCUUGAAGGUGUUUUAAGGUUGAUGGGUAUCAGAGAUACAUCCUGGAACAGCAUGAAAUCAUUCUUAGCUAAGAGAGGUGUCAAGGAAGACAUCAGAUCCCUAAAUCCAAGCUUGAUUAGUCCUGAAAAUUGCACAGAAGUCGAACGAUUAAUCAUAAAUAAAUCUGAAUCUUUUGAUCCAAGAAAUGCAAAAAGAGCAUCAACAGCAGCAGCUCCACUAGCAUCUUGGGUACUUGCCUGUGUGAAAUAUUCAAAAGUCAUACAGAGCAUUAAGCCACUUGAAUUGGAACAGAAUGAACUUGAGAAGAAUUUAAAGAAAACUGAGAAUCAAAUGAAGUCGCUUUCGUCAGGCAUUGAUGAUGUAAAUGUCAAGGUUAAGGAAUUGUCUGAGCAACUUAAUGGAUAUACACAAGAAGCCGCUGUGCUUGAGAUUAAGCUUGAAGAAACUAGAAAGACCUUAAAAUCAACAGAAGUUUUGGUUGAAAAAUUAAGUUCUGAGUAUAAUAAUUGGACAACGGAAUUAACAGCUAUAAAUUCAGAAAUUAAGGAUCUAGACAAAGAGUCAUUCAUGAUUGCUUUAUGUCUGACACAUUUCUCUCACAUGCUGGAAGAAGAAAGGACGAAGUUUUUAGCAAAUAUCAGCGAAUCCUUAAGAAAGAAGUUUGAACUCCUCAAUGUCAUUUAUACCGACCAGGACAAGCUUGUUUGGGAAAGUUUAGGGCUUUCAUCAGACAAACAGUCAAUAGAAAAUGCAGCAUUAAUUACAAAGUGCUUACAACUCCCAUUUACAUCAGCCCCAAUCCCACUUUUAUUAGAUCCAACAGCCAGUGCCUCAAAAUGGCUUAACGAGUUCCUCAAAUCAAAAUCUAUAAAGUUUGAGAUUCUUAACCAAAACGACGACCGAUUCACUUACAAUUUGGAGCUGGGCGUUAGAUUUGGGAAGGUUCUGAUCAUCGAUGACGUCACACAGAACUUUACAGCUUCUCUGCUGUCACUAUUGUCGAUGAAAAUUCAUUCAAGAUUCAACAAGAAGAUGCUGCACAUUGGAAACAAAUUGAUUGACUUGCAUGAAGAUUUUCGAUUAAUUCUAGUCACAUCCAAUGACAUUAAGCACCUAAGUGGAGAAAUUAAUGCGAAUGUUACAAUAAUUCCAUUCACUUUAACAGCAUCAGGAUUGACUGACCAACUUCUGUCCAAAUGGAUAUCCAUAAAGCAUCCAGAGACGGAACAAAAGCGAAUCCAAUUACUGCAAAAUGAGGGAAAGCUGAUGCAAGAGAAAAUUCAUCUUCAAGAUAAGCUGUUGGAGGAACUUUCACACGCAGAAGGUGACAUACUGAAAAAUGAGAAACUUCUAGCGACUCUAAAUCAAAUUAAAGAAAGCAGCACUGACAUUGAAAAGUCACUGAACGAGAGUCAUGAAGUUAGAAUUAAAUUACUGGAAAAUUACAAUGAGUAUAAAGACAUUUGCAGUCAGUCAGCGACUUUUUAUGUCGGAAUGUCUAAAAUUUAUGAAUUACAUCCAAAAUCGUUCACGAAAAUAUUUUUGGAAGUUCUGGAUAAGCAGAAAGAUUAUGGAGAUCUUACAGAUCCGUUUGUUGAAAUUGUCAAGAAGACAUACUUAAUGCUGAAUAGGUCAAUUAAAAAAUCUGAGCAGGCACAGUUGGGCUUGAAUGUCUGCAGAUGUGCUUUUAGGAAGAAAAUCUCGGACGUCGAAUGGGAAAUGUUUAUAUUCAAUUUUGCUGAUUCAGACACGACUGUGGACUCAAGCAUCCCAAGGUGGGUCAAGAAGGAACUGAUUCCAAAACUGUCGAAUCUAAAGAUGCAGCAUUCAGCAUUUUAUCAGAAGCUGAACCUUGACAACGACUUUGAAUGGCAAAAUUUCAUCGAUGCUGCUGAAAAUGUGCAAAAAAGCUUUCCAAACAUCCAAUUGACUGAUUUCCAAAGAUUAUUGGUCUACCAAAUAUUCAGACCUGAUCAGCUUGUUACCAUCAUCAAUGAAGCAACAGCAAAUAUGCUUAAUCUUAAGUAUGACUCAUUCACACAGUCUGGAAUCAAGCAAUUGUUGACAGAAGUUGAAAGUACGGAACCAAUUUUGGUUGUGGCUGCAAAUGGAGCAGAUCCAACAAAUGAAAUUAAAGAUUAUGUCAAGUCUAUUGGAAAUAUCAGUAACUUUAUUGAAAUUUACGUUGGAAAAGGUCAGGAAGUCCACAACAUGUCUACAGUCUUAACUGGAGCUGAAGAUGGCAAAAUUGUUUGUGUCAAGAAUGUGCAUCUGAUGCCACAGUUCAUGCAGACUAUUGAAUUAAAAAUGAAGUCAACUAACAUCAGUGCUCAGUUCAGAUUGAUCUAUGUCUGUGAAAGUGACAAAAACAUGCCUAAGCAUCUAGUCAAUAAAUGCAAGAAACUUCUAAUUGAGCCACCGAAUGGAAUUAAGCAUAAAAUAUUCAAUCUACUAGAACAGCAUCAAGCUAUUGUUCGUGAAAAUAGAGAUUUUAGACAUAUGAAGCUGUAUAUAGCAUUGUUCAUACUGCAUUCAAUUUUGCAGGAAAGGAGGUCGUUUAUUACACAAGGUUGGUGCAAAUGGUAUGAAUUUGGAGAUGCUGAUGUGAAAGCUGCAAUUGAUUUCAUUACAGCAGUUAAUGGAAAAUCGUAUAAUGUAGAUUGGACUAUCCUGAAAGGUCUAGUAGAAAAGAUUGUGUACGGAGGACGGGUUGACAACAAUCAAGAUUUUGAGAAAAUAAUCUUAAUGAUAAACGAAUACUUUGACGCAAAAGUCAUGAACGCAAAGUGGACACCAAAAUCAUUCAACAUCACCAUUCCAAAUGCUAACAGUAUUGAGGAAUAUCAGAAUGCAUUGAUGAAAAUGGAAGGAAAUGACACAAAACCUGAAAUGUUUGGAUUGUCAUCAGCAUCGUCUAUAUCUAGAAACAUUACGAUUUGCAGGAAUUUGUUGAAAGAUUUGAGAAAAGUUCACUUUAACAUUGACGAGAGUGAGAAUUAUGAGAAGAGGAUAAAGCCAUUGAUGAUCAUGUGGAAGAAGUUUAUGAAUGUUGCAAACAUCGACUCCCUCAACAAAAUCAAGGAAGAAUCAAUCUCAGAAGUCAAUCCAUGGCGGCUGUUCAAAACAUCUGAAAUAAUCUUAGCUAACAAUCUAUCCAGAAAGAUCAGUGAAACAUUAGCUAAAUUCACCACAAUCGAUUUGAAUUCGAUUUCUGAUUCUGACAAGAAUGUUCUUUUAGUCUUAAGUGACAAUUCAGUUCCUUAUGAAUGGCGUAAAAUGUGGCAAGGACCGAAAUUGGCAUCUGAAUUCUUAAAAUCAGUUUCUGUGAGGAUUCAGACUGUCUCGAAAUUUUUAAACAGCUUGGAUGCAUCAAUUGAUGAAGUCGAUUUCUCGAAAAUCUUUAAUGUUGAUUCAUUUUUGUCGACUGUUAAGCUAGUGACUUCAAGAGAUAUGCAGGUAUCCACUAGUGACUUAGUUAUGGAGUCAUUCACAGAUGAGAUGAAGUUUGAAUCCACAAAACAUCAGAAAAAUAAAAUUAUUAAAGUCGCGCCACUUCAAGUCGAUGGACUAAGCUUUGAGAACAACAUGCUGUCAACAUCUGAUCACUUUAAAGCUGGAAAUUUGACAAACAACAUCUUCAUAUACUUUAAAGAAACAGUCAAAGGAAAUCCUGAUGAUGAUCCACAUAUUUAUCCAAUACCUUUAUACUCAACUUAUAUACGUGAAAAACUUUUGUGCACAAUUAAUUUGAAUACACGCCUUGACAAGAAUGAUAUAAUAUAUUCAGGCACAGCACUUAUUGUUCCCAAUAACUAAACUGGAACAAAUGAAAUAUAAAUUACAAACAAUUUGCUCAAAAUUCAAAGAUUUAUUGAGUAAUAGAAUUUUAUGGGGAAUGAAAAAUGUCUUUGGAAUGUCGAAUAUUUAUGGCAAUGAUUUUUUUGGGAAUAUAUAAAGUUAUGGAUUGGAAUGUGCACAGGAAAAAUAAUGAUAAAAGAAAUAAUAAAAAGAAUUUGAUGUAACCAGAUGGAAUGUUUGAGGUUUUCAAUAAGUUUUGAUGAUUUUCGAGAGUUAAUGAAGCUGCACAGUAAGAAUUAAGCGAACAUUUGGAUGCUAAAACUAGCUAUUACUUUUCAAAAUACAAUAUUGAUGAUAUGAGCAUUUUAGUGGUUUUAAAAUUUUCUACUUUUUGUGUAGUUGCUUGCCCCUUUAGUUUAUUUUCAAAUUUCGCCUGGUUUGAAGAAAAAAAUUCAGACAAAAUGCUUUAACUUAAUUAUUAGACAUCAAAACAACACUUUCUCUUGCUGUUGUGAUCAGUUUUGAUGUAGGAAACAUCAGUAAGGCGUUAAAACAAUAAAUAUUGGACGUAUUACUUCGAAAUUUUCUACUUUUUUGCUUAAAAAAAACUUUAAGCCUCAUUAAAAUUUCAUUCCAUCAACUCCAUAAAAACCUCCAUUCCCUUCCCAUCAUUUCAUUAUCCAUCAAACUCUUUUUCAAGAUGUGAAAUUCUCAAUUUAGAUUCGUCAAAUUCGGCAUAUUCAUCGGCAGUAGCUUCUUGAUAUUGUUGAUAUUCAGAUAUCAAAUCAUUCAUAUUGCUUUCAGCUUCUGUAAAUUCCAUCUCAUCCAUUCCCUCGCUCGUGUACCAAUGAAGGAAAGCUUUACGACGGAACAUACAUGUAAAUUGCUCAGAAAUUCUACGGAAAAGCUCUUGGAUGGCAGUUGAGUUGCCAAUAAAUGUAGCAGACAUUUUGAGACCUUUUGGUGGAAUGUCACAAACGGCUGUCUUUACAUUAUUUGGAAUCCAUUCCACAAAGUAACUGCUGUUCUUAUUCUGAAUGUUAAGCAUUUGUUCGUCAAUUUCCUUCAUUGACAUCCGACCACGAAAAAUUGCAGCAACUGUCAAAUAACGUCCAUGUCGUGGGUCACAAGCUGCCAUCAUGUUCUUUGUAUCAAACAUUUGUUGUGCUAAUUCUGGGACGGUUAAUGCGCGGUAGUGCUGUGAACCUCGAGAAACAAGUGGAGCAAAUCCAGGCAUAAAGAAAUGAAGACGUGGAAAUGGAACCAUAUUGACUGCCAAUUUUCUUAAAUCAGCAUUAAGUUGUCCUGGGAAACGAAGACAUGUUGUGACACCAGACAUGGUGAGAGAUACAAGAUGAUUAAGAUCACCAUAUGUUGGCGUUGUAAGCUUUAAAGUUCUGAAACAAAUGUCAUAAAGUGCUUCAUUGUCGAUACAAUAUGUUUCAUCUGUAUUCUCGACUAGCUGAUGAAUACUCAAUGUUGAAUUGUAAGGUUCAACGACUGUAUCUGAGACUUUUGGUGAAGGAACGACACUGAAUGUGUUCAUAAUUCUGUCUGGAUAUUCUUCACGUAUCUUUGAGAUUAAAAGUGUUCCCAUUCCACUUCCAGUUCCACCACCAAGUGAAUGAGUCAAUUGAAAGCCUUGUAAGCAGUCACAUCCUUCCGUUUCCUUUCUUACGACAUCCAAGACUGAAUCAACCAGUUCAGCACCUUCAGUGUAAUGUCCUUUGGCCCAAUUAUUUCCAGCACCAGAUUGACCAAAAACAAAAUUAUCAGGACGAAAUAGACGUCCAAUUGUUGACAUACGAAGACUUUCAAUCGUUCCCGGUUCCAAAUCAACCAAGAUGGCACGUGGAACAAAUUUACAUCCGCCCGUUGCCUCAUUAUAAUACACAUUGAUUCGCUCCAGUUGCAAAUCGGAAUCGCCUUUAUAAUUUCCACAUACAUCAAUUCCGUGCUCUUCUGAUAUUAUUUCCCAAAACUGGAAAGAAACAAAAGAAAUGAUCG
Messenger RNA from Chironomus riparius, 14553 nucleotides. Lineage: Eukaryota; Metazoa; Arthropoda; Insecta; Diptera; Chironomidae. The record is from the annotation of a GenBank genome assembly.